This is a messenger RNA of Monopterus albus (swamp eel), 2669 nucleotides long. RefSeq names its product UBA-like domain containing 1a (gene ubald1a). Gene Ontology annotation, molecular function: protein binding. The record is from RefSeq and is a predicted model, not a curated record. The transcript has 3 exons. Lineage: Eukaryota; Metazoa; Chordata; Actinopteri; Synbranchiformes; Synbranchidae. Bases 416 to 898 code for a protein of 160 amino acids.
UCUGAAACUCCUCGAGUGGGGGUUUACCGAUCUUGCGGUUAUUUAAUUUGACAAGUAUAUACCAUAAUUUAAAAUACGCUUACUGGGAUGAACUAUUUUCUAUUAAUGUCUCUUUAAGAAUCAAAAUGUACUGUCACCAGUCGACUAAAGACACGCGGAUCCAAGACCCUCUGCUUGCAGCACACAAACCCCACCGGCCACGCUCUCCUUCGAUUGGCUGAGUCUCUCUGUCAGUCACUUAAUGUUCCCAGCACUACCGCUCCUACAGUAAAUAUUUGUGUUUUCUGAACCGGCUGUAAUGGUGGACGACUGAGGCAGAGAAACGGAAUACAGCUCGAGUGAAGAAAGAUAGGAAAACGGUCGAAAUUGUGCUUCAGAGCCAUUCGCCGCGAGUAGGACACGGGCUUCGUCGAAAAUGGAUGAACUCAAACAUCAAGUCAUGAUUAACCAGUUCGUCCUGACGGCGGGUUGUGCGGCAGACCAGGCGAAGCAGCUUUUGCAAGCGGCACAUUGGCAGUUUGAGACUGCCCUCAGUGCCUUUUUUCAAGAAACAAAUAUUCCAUAUGGCCAUCAUCAUCAAAUGAUGUGCACCCCGGCCAACACACCUGCAACGCCCCCCAACUUCCCAGACACCUUGACCAUGUUCUCGCGGCUGAAGGCGUCCGAGAGCUUCAACAGCGGCAGCCCCAUGGCCGCCUCCAUGGCCGCCUCGCCCCCGCCCCCUCAGGUUGGCAGCUGGGGGCUUUCACCAAACAUACCCAAUAUGCCGCAACCUCCACAGGGACUCUGGACUCAGGGGCAGCCCCCCACACAGCCCUGCCCUGCCUGGCCCACGGGCGUUAACCCGCAUGCAGGUGCUGAGCAGAAGGCUAGUGUAGCGAUGGAAGCUGAGAGAUGAAGGGCCACAUGGGACUGAAAAGCCUGAGAGGUAGGGAACCAGGGGAUGAAAGAGAGGGUAGAGAGGGUUGGAUGGAUGUGGAAACAGACAGAAACUACGCAAACCAAGAAAACCAAGAAAAACAACAUGGACAACUUCAGAAGAGGAGAAAACCAAUGCAAAUGUCUACAAAAAUAAAGAGAGAGGAAAAAAAGAUACGCACACACAUAGUAAUAAGAGAGCAACUGAAAUCUUUGUUAGUAAAUGCAUAGGUAAGAGAAAUAGUACUGAACUAAAAACCAAGAUUUUUUUUUUUAAAUUGUCACGCCCAAGGAUUCUACUUGAUGUUCAAGGACAUUCAAGGCAGCAGACUUAAUUUUGUGUUUUUUGUUUAGUUGUUCCCCAUCUUCUCAGCCAGUGUGUUUUUGCCACUGGUGUUCUGUGUUUCUGCAACCGUCUGUGCUGCAUGAAGAGGGAGGAACAUAUAAUGCAGUGUUUUAGGGUGACUCAGAAAUCAUCAUGCACUUGAGUGUGAGUGUGUAUGCAUGUGAACGGGAGGACAGUUUGUAAUCAGAAAUGUAUACGCACACAUUUCACACACACGCACACACACUUAAAAUAGCGUUUUGAGAAAACACCUCUGUAUUGUCAUCCUCAUCGUCAGAGGUGGGUCUUUUCUUACCUCACCUGGUGGUCACCUGACUUCUUUCAGCCAAUCAGGGAUUCUUCUUAAACCAACCGUUGCCGCCACUGCAGGAUAUUUUUAAAGGUUUUUUCUUAAAGGCAGCAGCCGCUCUGGUUUAUGCUAACCAAUCCUUAUUGCUAUGGCUUUUUCCGGACACUUUUAAACCUGGACUCAGACUACAUCUGUCCACUUGAUACUUUUUUUCUGGAGAUAUGGGUUAUUACAAGGAAAAGGAGAAAUCGAGGUUUAAUGUAAUAUUGUUUUUAAUGGUAAUUGUUCUGUUUUUGUUGAAAGGUUAAUGGAGGUGGCUUUGAAUUUGGGUGGGACUUCAGGUUGAUAUAUAUAUAUAUAUUUUUGGAAAGUGACUCAGUCACAGCUAAAACGGCUACAGUUCAAAGAAAACGUGACAACUCCAUCUUUGUAAACAGAAUCGCCACUUUGCAUGAUGUGUUUUUAAUGUGAACAUGUUCUGUAGCAAACAUACAUGAGGUCAAAACAUGUAUAUGGGAGCACGUGGAGUUAAAGAUGAGGGUGGUGGGUGCCAUUCCCCCAAGCUAAAAGGACUGCAGCAGUGCAAAGUGUCUUAUUAGAUAUGACAAAACAAAAGACAAGAAAAUGGGUGCUUCGGGAAGCACAUCACAGGCCGGGGGGACACUACAGACUACUUUCAGAUAUACAAUUUAUAUUUAUGCACAUAUAUAUAUAUAUAUGUACUGUAUAUCAGUACAGUGCAGUACAUAUAUCUACACACACAUACAUAAUCAGAUACUGUACUACAGAGGGGUUUUUACAACAUUUAGGUCUCUAAUUUCAACCUAGUCCGUGUUCCACUGAUAAUGCUGAGGGAGAGUUCAGGGAUGACUCUGACAUACAGCAAUAUUUUUAAUGCACAGUCUGCCCCUUUUUAGUUUGUUACCAGAAUCAAGAGUAAGAUGAGAUAUUUUGAGUAGCUGGGGUCUUUGUUUUCCUAAGACGAUUAACAUGUUUGUGACUAUAAUGAUGAAUGAAUAACCAACUUCCUUUUUUAUUAUUCAGACUAAAUCAUGUUUGACUUUAUCCUUUGUCCAUGCUUCAUACUUUAUUUCAUUAAAUCAGAGUGUUUCUGGA